AUGGCCUUGGCCCAUAAACAGGCUCUGGCUGAACUGACCAAGAAGUUGGGGGCUUUGGAAGAGCCCGAGGUGACUGGCCAGCUUGUCGACCUGCCUGAGUAUUACAGCUGGGGGGAGGAACUGACUGAGACCCGGAGCCAGAUCCAGAGUCUGAAUGGGCUGAAAUCUCUCUCAGCGGGAAGGGUGGUGGUUGUGAAGAAUCAGGAGCAUCACAACGCACUGGGUGUGAUCCUUCAGGUCUCUUCCAACUCCACCAGCAGGGUAUUCACAGCCCUGGUCUUGUGUGACAGUCCCGUGUCUGAGGACCCACGGGAGAGGGGGCCAGCCUCCCCAGACGUGCCCUACCCAGACGACCUCGUGGGAUUCAAGCUGUUCCUGCCUGAAGGGCCCUGUGACCACACUGUGGCCAAGCUCCAGCCAGGAGACUUGGCCGCCAUCACCACCAAGGUCCUCUGGCUGAAUGGGGACAAGAUCAUGGAGGACUUCAGCAAGUGGCAGCAACCAAAAUUCAAGAAGGAUCCGCCCUCUGCGGCCGUGACCACUGCUGUCCAGGAAUUGCUACGACUGGCUCAGGCGCACCCCACAGGACCCCCCACCCUCGACCCUGUCAAUGACCUGCAGCUCAAGGAUGUGUCUGGUCGAGGGGGGGCUCCGGGCCCGGAAGCUGGAGGAGCUGAUCCGGGGGGCUCAGUGUGUGCACAGUCCCCGUUUCCCUGCCCAGUACCUGAAGCUGCGGGAGCGAAUGCAGAUCCAGAAAGAGAUGGAGUGGCUGUGCUUCCUGCUGUCUGACCAGUCGCUGCUACUGCUACCAGCGAGUGCUCCAAAUCCUGGGAACUCCUGGGCCAGUGGGCACAUACCUCGAUGCGACUCGGCCUCGCCUACCACGUGCACGACCUCACUGGGGCCAGCUGGUGAACUGGUGAAUCUUGCGCCCCAGCCUCUGGAAGAUGACAGAGCAAUGACCUCAGUGUCUCUACCACUUCUGGAACCCUCCUCCGCCUGCCAGAGACCUGGGGACUCUGCUCGUCAUUGCACACCUCCCCAGGGUGGGGAUUGAGGGGCCCAGGAGGGCUGCCCACCCUGGAUGAGGCAGGGUCACCUUGGGAAGGCUUGGGAGCCAGGAUGAUUGCUGGGCUUGCUGCUGUGCCGAGGGUCAGAUGUGACUGCCACUGUUUACCUGGGCUGUGUCCCAGUGGAGGGGUUUGAGCAGUGCUUCUCUGCCCUUUCAUGGAAGAGGAGCCAGAAACCUUGCCAAGACCAUGGCUGCUGUCCUUCAUGCAGCAAGGUUCUGCCACUAUUCUGUCUGGG
This is a messenger RNA of Odocoileus virginianus texanus, 1308 nucleotides long. The record is from RefSeq and is a predicted model, not a curated record. Lineage: Eukaryota; Metazoa; Chordata; Mammalia; Artiodactyla; Cervidae.